AUGACUGCGGAAACCGACAGCAGUGUUUUACUGACAGAGACAAUGAAAAAGUUUAUAAAUGUUUGUUUUGUGCAUGUCUGUGUUUCAGGGUCUGAUGGUCAGCAGGGUUGGGGAGUGAAUUACAGCUCUUCAUCUGUUUGUGUAUUAAAGGGAUCAACAGUGAAAAUAUCCUGUACUGUAAAAUAUCCUCAUGAUCAUCGGCUCAGAUCAGUCUACUGGACCAAACAUGCUGUAACUGAUGGAGAAGCACCAGACCUGUGUUCAGACCCUGAUAAAACAGGAAGAGUUCAGUGUGUCAGAGAAGAUAAAGACACUUCCAGCAUCACUUUGACUGCAGUAACAGAAGCUGAUAAACACAUCUACUACUGCAGAUUCACUACUGAUGUUGAGGGUGGAAAAUGGACGGGGAUUCCUGGAGUUCAGCUGGACGUCACAGACCUGCAGGUGGAGACACAGCAGACUGUUGCAAAGGGAGGUUCUGUGACUCUGAGCUGUAAAAGCAGCUGCUCUCUGCCUGAAGAAACUACAUUCAUCUGGUACAGAAACACAGAGACAAUAAAUAAAGGAAUCAGAACAAAGAAUCAGCUUCAGCUGUGGUCAGUCAGCUAUUAUGAUGAUGCUGGAUAUUAUCAGUGUGCUGUAGAAGGAAAUGAACAUCUGAUCUCUCCUGCUGUUUAUGUCAAAGUAGGAGGUGAGUAUAAACAAGAAGAUGAGUGAAAUAUCUCACAUGUGGAGUUUCUUAAAUUGCAUUUGAGUGAACAUGUAAAGCUUUCCUCAAACUGAUAUCUUUUGUGUGUUUUAAAUAUUUGAGCAAAACAAAAGAUUUCUGUGAUUUUGUUUUUGCUGAUAGCCUGAUCAGUUUUCCUCAUGUCUGUGUUUCAGGGGUUGAUGGUCUGUGGGAAUCUGGAGUGAAUUACAGCCCUUCAUAUGUUUGUGCAUUAAAAGGAUCAACAGUUAAAAUAUCCUGUACUUCAACAUAUUCUGUUUAUGGUUAUCAGCUUAUGCAAUCUGUCUUAACCAAACCUGCUGUAACUGGUGAAGAACCUCCAGACCUGUGUACAGAUCCAGACAAA
This is a messenger RNA of Danio rerio (zebrafish), 1073 nucleotides long. The record is from RefSeq and is a predicted model, not a curated record. NCBI's taxonomy places the organism in Eukaryota, Metazoa, Chordata, Actinopteri, Cypriniformes, Danionidae.